Messenger RNA from Branchiostoma belcheri (Belcher's lancelet), 1947 nucleotides. RefSeq lists its product as uncharacterized. Lineage: Eukaryota; Metazoa; Chordata; Leptocardii; Amphioxiformes; Branchiostomatidae. Bases 17 to 1555 code for a protein of 512 amino acids. The record is from RefSeq and is a predicted model, not a curated record. The transcript has 9 exons. Gene Ontology annotation, molecular function: hydrolase activity.
UGUGGCUGCCGUAACGAUGAGGUUCCCUGUCCCGGCUCUAGUGCUGCUCCUGUGCGGCCUGCCCCAUGUCCUGGGCACGUCCUGCAAACUUCUCCGUCCCACCAACACGGACGGGGCGGAGAUGGGCCUGAUCAUCGUGCCGGGAGCCUACAUCAAGGGCACGGCGUACCAGCCGCUAGCGCAGACCAUCCAGGACCUCUCCCCGCACAAACUGUGGGUGGGCCUGACGGACGGGUACGUGACAGAUCUGCCCAACCCGCUGGAGCUGUCCUCCGCCAUCCAGGCGUGUAAACAGGCCAUCGUGCAGGACGGCAUGAAGACUGACGUUUUCUUCAUAGGCGCACAUUCUCUUGGAGGUACGUUCCUGCAGAUGUACCUGUCUGACAACCCACGCCAGGCGAAGGGCAUGUUACUGUGGGGGUCGUACCUGACCAGCUCCUACCCCAUGUCGACCUUCCCCGUCCCCGUACUCACACUCAACGGCGAUCUGGACGGUCUGGUCAGACUGGGGUACUCCUGGAAGAAGUACAGGGAGUUUGUAGCCAUGGACGGCAACUUUUCCACUGCAUAUGUGUACCAGAAACCGGUGGUCGUUGUACCUGGACUAAACCACGGACACAUCGCGUCAGGACCCAUGCCUUCAAACGUGCUGAACAUGGACCUUCCUGCCGAGAUGACCAUGGAACAGGCGCACAGGCUGAUAGCCAACUCUUCCGUCAACUUCAUGGUCGCCAACAGUCCCAACAACACCGCAGCCAUGCAGGCAGCGGCGGUCAAACACCUGCGGACUCAGAUGAACGUCACGGGUAGGAUUCUGGCCCCCUUCGACAUCAUCUCCGCUCUCGACUAUGACGGUAAGACCUCGCCCUGGGUCACCACAGCCCAGCAGAGCAUCAUCGGAGCUCCGGCCGCGUUACAGAGCAAGCUCACGGUCAAGACCAAAGUCGUCGACAACAUCUUAGAGCUAGGUGACAACAAACCCAAAGUAGAGAAGGAGGGAGACAUGGUGACUGUACAGACCUACACUAAGCUGGACUAUCCGCUGAACCCCAUCGACAACUCGGAGCCGUACGUGUCUACGAACAUGCUGUCCACGAAGAUGAAGAGGCAGUCAGCGGUUGUGCAGGAGCUGGGUCCGGGGGACUAUAACAGUCCCAUCACCUGUAAGGACUUGAACCAGAUGGCUUUCCAGAUUGCUUCCACCGCAGCUUCCAGCACCGCCAUGACCAGGUACCAGCAGAAGGGUCACCACCUGACGUUCGCGGAUGACGAGAUGAAGAGUACGGGGUCAGGCUGGCUGUCAGGGGCGCUCACGUUUGAGGACCAGGGGGAUGGGACAGUUAAGGUGACGAGCCCGGCCCUGGUGACGGGUCUGGACGCGUGGUUCGGGUUUGACGGGAUGCACUACUAUUCCCUACAGGUGACGAGCCCGGCCCUGGUGACGGGUCUGGACGCGUGGUUCGGGUUUGACGGGAUGCACUACUGUAAACUGCUGUCUCCGUUCCGCGCGCUGGAGUACAUCUACACAGACAGUCUGCGUCAUGUGUCAUCAUAGACAUAGAUAACGGUUCCCUUACAUCCAAACCUAAAUAUUUAUACUGUAAUUACUUAAAGACAGACUUAAAGACAGAAUAAUACUUUAAUAAAGAUAACUUAGAGUAGAGAACUUUAUUGACACAACAAAAAGUACAGCGACUGUCAAUAGCAGAGAAGAACUGAUCAGACAUUUUCAAAAUACACAUUGACUGUUAGGCUGUAACAUUGCAUCAGAGAUGGUUUAGUCCAUAGAAUUCUUAAUUCGAAUCAUGCAAGGUACAGUAAAUGUUACUGCAGCAGCAUAUAGUGUUGAAUUGAAACAAAAGCCUCUAAAGUACAAUGUAUGCCACUCGUUUUUGUCUAUUAUGAUAAUAAAGGCUUUGCCUUUUCAAUGAUACAUAGCAGGACAAA